This is a messenger RNA of Tarenaya hassleriana, 1026 nucleotides long. Its product is annotated as IMPACT family member in pol 5'region. Gene Ontology annotation, biological process: regulation of translational initiation. Gene Ontology annotation, cellular component: cytoplasm. The coding region runs from base 181 to 909 and encodes 242 amino acids. NCBI's taxonomy places the organism in Eukaryota, Viridiplantae, Streptophyta, Magnoliopsida, Brassicales, Cleomaceae. The transcript has 6 exons. The record is from RefSeq and is a predicted model, not a curated record.
AUACGUAUUAAAUAAAAAUAUUCAAUUUUGUGAAUGAUAAUACUGUAGAUUUUUGUGGGCCGGAUCAACGAAAAGCCCAAAUUACCAAAUUGGGCUUUUAAAAACCCACGAACGAUCUAAAAUCCAAUCUAAAGCUACCGAAAAGAAAGGCAAAGGAGAAUCCAACGAUCCUUCUCUCAAAUGCCGGUAACCAUUUCGAUAGCCUCCACCACCGUCGCCGUCAUUCUCCGCCGCCGGAGCUCCGCCUCGUUUCUCUCUACAGUUGCUUCCGUCAAGAAAACCAUGGCGUCGACGUCUUCCUCCGCAUCUGGUGGGGAGUUCACGACCAUAAAAGAAGUUGUAAACUUCGAGAAAGAGAUUAAGAAGAGCAAGUUCAUCGCCAUCGCAGGUCCCAUCUCCAACGAACAGUCCGCUCAAUCGUUCCUCUCCCAGGUUCGUGAUCCCCGCGCCACUCACAAUUGCUGGGCUUACAAGGUUGGCGAUCAGUAUCGUUCUAGCGACGAUGGUGAGCCAUCGGGUACCGCAGGAAAGCCGAUUCACUCUGCAAUUGUGUCAUCGGGAUUAGACAGAGUUAUGGUUGUUGUCAUUAGGUUCUUUGGAGGCAUAAAACUUGGCACUGGUGGUCUUGUUAGAGCAUAUGGUGGGGUUGCAUCAGAAUGCCUGAAAAAUGCUCCGACAUGCCUUGUGAAAUCUAAAGUUCGAAUGGGUGUCGAGGUGCCGUUUGAUCUUCUAGGCGUUCUAUACAAUCAGCUCCAAUCGUGUCAAGCUGAUGAAAUCAAGGAGGAUUAUGAUACUGGUAAAGAUGGUACUACCAUGGUUACCUUCAAAGUGGAUUUUGACCAGGUCGAUAAAUUAGAAGAUGCUAUCAAGUCCAAUUGUAGACGAGACUUUGUGUUUUACAAACAAUGACUAUAGUUGCCGAAGGAAUCCUUGCGUAAGUAACUUUUUCGUUUUCUAUUGGAAAUGUUACCAUUAAUCAUACAAAAGUUGAUUCAGAAACGAUACUAAAAAAAAAGUUAUUCCCCA